Daphnia pulicaria is the source of this 695-nucleotide messenger RNA. RefSeq lists its product as uncharacterized. The coding region runs from base 85 to 540 and encodes 151 amino acids. The record is from RefSeq and is a predicted model, not a curated record. The transcript is spliced from 5 exons. NCBI's taxonomy places the organism in Eukaryota, Metazoa, Arthropoda, Branchiopoda, Diplostraca, Daphniidae.
CGUUGAAACUGAGACAUACAACAGCGAACUGCAUCGACUCUUGUGUACCCGCAACUGCAAUUCUCCUCAUUUCACGUUCUCAAAAUGCGUCUUUUGGUUCAAAUGCUCCUUCUUGUCGUUAUUUGUGCGGCUUACUAUCCCGGAGCCUUUUCAGCUCCGAGUAGUGCUGAAUACGAUGAUGAAUCUUUCCGAGAACUGGUGAAAUCCAUGAGGAAUGAGGCAGGCGAGCUGGACGAAGGCUUUUUCUCUUUCUUAUCUAAUCUCUGGAAGAAAAUUAGGAAUUUUGUUAAGAAGAUAGGAUGUGUUGUUGCAAAAGCUGGUAAGAAACUUUGCGAUUCCGGUUUUCUUGGACGUGACGCAGAAUACGCCGACGAAGUUCUAAGAACGCUGAUUAAUAUGGACCGAAAUGUGCCAUUGAAUAUGACGGCUUUGGGCUUUGACGAAAACGAAGAAGUUGAUCAAAUUACUAUCAGUGAAGCUGCGGCAGCGGUGAAGAAAUAUGGUUGCCCAGCCUUUGAAAAAGUGAACGCAGUUUGCUAAUGAUGCCAAUCACAGUUCUUCGUUACAAUUUUUUAGCAUGUGGUCACACACUUCAACGAGCCCAACCUAGUCAUUUUUAGUUUUUUGGUUAAUCUUUUGCAUUGGGAUAAAAUCUGUAGUUUUUUUACUUGCAAUUUUCAAGAAUUAAUACACAC